Messenger RNA from Parasteatoda tepidariorum (common house spider), 3259 nucleotides. RefSeq lists its product as uncharacterized. NCBI's taxonomy places the organism in Eukaryota, Metazoa, Arthropoda, Arachnida, Araneae, Theridiidae. The record is from RefSeq and is a predicted model, not a curated record.
UUUAUCAAUUCGCUCUCUUCCCAGUUUCAUUGAUCGACUGAACAAAUCAACAAACUAAUGGUAAACCAGUGAAAUGUGUUGCCUUGAAGCAAUUUAUUUACGUUGAAUUGCUUCCAAAUGUGAAAUUAACAUUAACAGGUGGCUAAAAAAUGGAAUACUGUUGGUUAUGUUGCGUUUUACUUUUGUGUGUUAACUUUAAUUUCUCUGUUUCCGUCCAAGGUGAGAAUAUUUUUGAUUUUUCCGAUGAACCGAACAAAAAAGUAAAGCACACAAUCACGAACUACUCCGAAAACAUUCAACAUGACUACGAUUGGUCGUGUGAUUGUGGCUAUGACUCCUAUGGGUGUAGUCGGAAAAAUGGGGAAAAAACGUGUUUCUGCAAACCAGGUUUCGCUCAAGACAAGAACAAAUGUGAAAAAUGCAACUGUGGAUUCAACUCUAUAGGAUGCAGUUUUAUAAAUGGUGAAAAAAUCUGUGAUUGCAUAAUAGGUUACGGUAACAACGAUGGCAUAUGUCAAAUUUGUGAUUGUGGAGAUGAAACUAUAGAUUGUACUUUUGAGAGAUUUGAAAAAACUUGUCGCUGCUAUCAGGGGACUGCUCAAAUACACGGCAAAUGUAAAGAAUGCAACUCUGGACGGGGCAGCAGAAAUUGCUCUUUUGAUUUUCAAACUGGCAAAAAAAUAUGUUCAUGUUCUGAGGAUUAUAAGCAAAACCAUGAAGGUGAAUGUGAAGAGUGUGAUUGUGGAUAUGAUUCCAAAAGUUGUGAGUUUGAAGGCAAUGAAAAGAAGUGCAUUUGUAAAUAUAAAUACAUAUAUGUAGUUUCUAGCGGCAAAUGCGAAAGAUGUGAUUGUGGGCCGAUGGCAACUUCUUGUGAACUCACCUUCGACAAGUAUACUAGAUGCAAAUGUUAUUCUGGUUAUGUUGCUGAGAGAAACAAAUGGGAAAUGGAUGAAUUUUGCAAAAUUCCUUUUCCUUCUGGUUGGAGAGUCGCCACCUAUAUUGUAUCUGUAUUUUUUGGAAUCAUCAUUGUCGUCUGUGCGUUACUCAUUUGCUGUAAAAGAUGUCAAACUGAUUCAUGAUUCAACUGUGGAAUAUCGAGUAAAUAGCUUUGGUUUUAAAAUUAGUGUUAUAUAUUGGGUUGGCAUGACAUCAAUUUUGUGAAAUAAAGCUUAAAUAAGCUUGAUAAGCUUGUGAAAUAAAGCUUAAACUUAAAGCUUGCAAAAAAUGAACUUUAAUCAGCCAAAUAUCUCCAAUUUUGUUCAUAUGUAUGCUGUUAAUAUAUAUAUACCGCCAUUUAUAUAGACACUUCAUGAUUUAAUAUUGAUUUCAGCAAAAUGGGCCAUUGCUAACAAAAAACUCAAUCAAUUGCUGUAGGAGACAAAUAUUAUUACUUAAAACUUUACUAUUUGAAUGUUUUUAAGUAAUUGAUAAUCCGAAAGGUCGAAUCUUACGCGAUCGCAGCACUACUUCUCCUCAACAAAGCUAUAAUAAUUUUGUACUACUUGCAAAAGAUGUGUGAUGCUUCUCAUAUAGUAUAUAUAUAUAUACAAUAAAAACAUAAAGACAAAAAAGAUUAAAAAAGAAGCAGAGAAAAACGAAGAAAAUGAAGAAAAUUAAUAAGUUUUCUUUUUAUUAAUCUUUAUUAUUUUCCACGUUUCUCUAUAUUAUUAACUUAUAUAAAAUUAACUUAAUAAAAUACAAUUAGUUUGUUAAUCAAACAUACACACACCACAGAGAGAUAAAAAGUAGAAUUUGAACUAGGCUAAACAUAACAGAAAUGAAUAAAAAUUAAAUAUUACGGAAUUCUUUUAUGCUUUGUAACAGUUAAUUUCUGCUUAUAUGAAAUGCUCAGCAAAAUGCAAGUGAUAACAAACUUUGACCUUCUCGUGCUUUGUUGUAAACAAUCUACCAUACGCCAAAAUUAGUGAAAAAAUUUCUUGAAAUGGAGUAAAUGCAUAUGGUUUGAUGUAAGCUUCCUUAAUUGUUUAUGUUCAGAAUUAACUAUCUAUACCCUUUAAGGUGUGUAUGGAGGCUUGAAUAGGUAAUGAUUCGAAAUAAAUUAUUUUUUCAUGCAAUUUUUAAAGUUUUUCAAAAUUUAUAUUGGAUCCCAUUCUUAACAAUGACAAAAUAAAGAUUAUAAUAAAAAAAAUCUGAUUGACAAAUACUAACUGAUUAACCCUAACUAAUUAACAGAUGCUACUUUCUUAUUGUAACGAAGUAUUGUUAUGUAUUUUUCAGAUUUAUCAUAAUGUCUACAAAAUAGAAAAGGGAAAUAAAUAAAAUACAAAUAAAUUAAUAAAAAAAAUCUAACACAAAAAUAAUGAAAAAAUAAAAAAAAAUUUAAGAAAAAAACUAAUAUUUAUAUGUAUAUUAUAGGCUCCUGAUCAAUUGGACCAAAAGCGAUAAAAUUCGAUAUUCAGAUAGUUCGAACACACGGAAGGUCACUGUCGACAUUAGAACUUUCUCUGACAAAUCGUUCGAGCGAGAUGAGCGAAAAAUGAAAUGGAAUUUUCUGAUUUCUUCAGCGUCAGCCAUUGUUUUAAAUUUAACUAUAAACAAUCUAAGUUUUCAAGCAUUUUAAAGAUAACAUCAGUGUAAGAUACAGGGGGGUGGACAAAAUAAUGGAAACACUUCUAUACCAAUACAUUUUUUCAUAAUUCUCCUGAAAUAAUUAGAGAAUCACUCUGCAACUGCAGAAGAUUAAAUAAAUAAAUUAUAUGUUAUAUAUGAAUUGCAUAUUAAUUUUACUUGUAGAAUAAAAUGAAAAAUAUAUACUAUUGCAAAUAAAAAUGGCAUAACCUUGAUUCUCUAAACUAUUAUAAAAAUUUUAUGUUUUUAAUCAUGAAUUCACAUUGAUUCAUAUAAAAAAUUAGAUCAAGAAAUCAAGAGAUGUUCACAAAAUUUAUAUCUUACAUUACCAGGCAUGACCUUUUCCGAAAUGUUUGUCUAGAUUUAAAAUAAUCAAAGAAAAAUUUUGGAGCAUUGGUAGCUCAGUUCACAUUCAUUCUUUCUUUACAAUAUUGGUUAAUAAGAGAAGUAAGCGUUCAAAACAUUGCUCAUUUUCAAAAUUGUUUGCUGGCAUCUUCAACCCAGAGACUCAUUAGAGUAAAAAUUUCAUGACCAUUGAGAUCUUUCUUUUAUAGGAUGAGUAUUUUUAAACGUAUGAUAAUUUGGAACAAUUGAGUAAUUUUUUUGUGUAAUUGUAGAGCAAUUUUUAUACUUAAUAGUAAUAAGUAAAAAGCCCAUGCUGAAAAUUGUA